AUCCGACGAGAUUCAAGUCGUUCAAGUAUUACGAACGUGACUGGGUUCAGUUGCAGUGCGAUAUCAAGUGAUCCCGCUGCAGAACGCACUUGAUACCGGCCACUACUUCAGAAGUAGUACUUCUUGGUGAAGCAAAUGGGUUCAGACGCUUCGAUUCUUUCGGCGCUGCUAGCCGCGUGCCAUGCAUUCGCUGAGCAAGUGCAGGUUGAUUUUUUUCGCCUCGCCUCGGAUCGCAACUCAGGGAUGCGCCUGGCACGACUGAAACGGAGCUAUGCGACUUCAAACAUCAUAUCCAGAACGAACUGUUUCGCCGACUGCACCGUGCAGCCACCGAUGCCAAGCUGGACAACUCGUUUUGUCUUCGUUUCCAUUGGUUCUACUAGUGAUGAAUCUCACUUGACUCAAUUAACUUCACCGUCAAAGCUGAAGCAGCGAUCGACUGGUCGCAAACUGAACCAACGAACAGCUCCCAUGAAGUAACGCCGUCGUCCGCAUUACAUGUAGCACUUCGUGGCCGCUCUCGUUGUCGUAGAGUGAUGCAUCGGGUGUCAGUACACACGAGCAGUGAAAGUCGUCGAGGCAAAUUACAGCUUGUUAAAACCGUAUUUUGGCAGUUAAAUCGUCUUAAAAGUUUUUACCGAUGAUAAAACCGGCUAUUUGAAAGCUAAAUGAUAUUUAUUUUCAUUAAAAUAAAUCGGCU
Molecule: messenger RNA, 700 nt
Organism: Phytophthora nicotianae INRA-310
Lineage: Eukaryota; Oomycota; Peronosporomycetes; Peronosporales; Peronosporaceae
Exons: 1
Coding region: 136-480 (114 amino acids)
Source: RefSeq, a predicted model, not a curated record